AGGUUCUGAACAAUUCAGCACCACCAUAGGAUACUGGGAUAAGGUGGUGUUCAGCUUUAAGGGGGAGUCUCCAGCUCUCCUCACCAAUCUUUAGGAUCUGAGCUGGAGAAAUACCAGUGGAUUCUUUCCCCCACUUGCCUUGCUCCUUGUUCUCCAUCCCUCCUUCUGCUCGAAACCCUGAUAAGAUCAAGGAGCCAGAGAAAACAAGAAUACUUACAGUAUAAGAUUGUACAGCACUAUCAAGGAAAUGAAAAUCCAGUUGCAACUUUUGUUGAGCACCUACCCUGUUGGAAAUAAGAAUAUUCUGAACUUUUGAAAUUAUUUGGGAGAGACAAACUGCAAUAGAGAUUAUUACAAAGCCUGAACCCAAACUCUAAACAACAUGAAUACAUCACUUCUUUCCUCUUUUGUGAAUCAUUCUAUCUACUUGAAUUUUUCUCAGAACUCCAGAAUCCUACACUUUGAAGAUGAAGAUUGCCAUGUACCUUUGGCCAUGGUCUUCACCUUGGCCCUGGCUUAUGGAGCUGUGAUCAUUCUGGGAGUCUCUGGGAAUCUGGCCUUGAUUAUCAUCAUCUUAAAACAAAAGGAAAUGCGCAAUGUUACUAACAUCCUUAUUGUCAACCUUUCCUUCUCAGAUCUUUUAGUAACCAUCAUGUGUCUUCCCUUCACUUUUGUAUACACUUUAAUGGACCACUGGAUUUUUGGAGAGGCCAUGUGCAAGCUAAAUCCUUUUGUGCAGUGUGCCUCAAUCACAGUUUCAGUUUUCUCUUUGGUCCUGAUUGCUAUUGAACGCCAUCAGCUGAUCAUCAACCCCAGAGGGUGGAGGCCAAACAAUAGACAUGCCUACAUAGGAAUUGCUGCCAUCUGGAUUGUAGCUAUGGCUUCCUCGUUGCCUUUCAUGAUGUAUCAUGUAUUAACUGAUGAACCCUUUAGAAACAUAACAAUCGAUGAAUAUAAGGACAAAUAUGUAUGUUUAGACUUGUUCCCUUUCGACUCUGUCAGGCUUUCUUAUACCACAUCCCUUUUGGUGAUACAGUAUUUUGGACCACUUUGUUUUAUAUUUAUUUGCUACUUAAAGAUAUACACACGCUUGAAAAGAAGGAACAACAUGAUGGACAAGAUGAGAGACAAUAAGUACAGGUCUACUGAAACGAAAAGGAUCAACAUCAUGCUGAUCUCUAUUGUGGUUGCAUUUGCUGUCUGUUGGUUGCCCCUUACCAUCUUCAAUAUUGUGUUUGACUGGAAUCAUGAAAUUCUACCUGUUGCUACCUGCAGCCACAAUUUGUUAUUCUUGAUCUGCCAUCUCACAGCCAUGAUCUCAACCUGUGUAAACCCUAUUUUUUAUGGGUUUCUCAACAAGAACUUCCAGAGAGACUUACAGUUUUUCUUUCAUUUUUGUGAUUUCCGCUCCAGGGAUGAGGAUUAUGAGACUAUAGCUAUGUCUACCAUGCACACAGAUGUUUCAAAAACCUCCUUGAAGCAAGCAAGCCCAGUUGCAUUUAAAAAAAUAAAUAAUGUUGAUGAUGAUGAAAAAAUAUAAAUCCCCCUAGUCCCAGACUUUUGGCAGUAUGAUCAUGAGUAAAGUGGGUUCAAGGACAAAGCACAAUCCUGUAACAAAAAGGGUGAUGCUUUUCUUUUUUCAAGGAAAUUUAAUUGUUGUCACUUUGAAAUUACAUGCUGUGAUUUUUUUGCUUUUUAGUUGCUUUAAUGGUCACAGCAAUUACAUUUGUAUCACAUUAUAAGAGAGACUUGGACCUGUUUCUACUUAGGCUGUUUAUCAACUGUCUUUUUUUCUGUUUCUUUGUGCAAAUAUGCACUUCUGCACUCAAAAUUAUCUAUUGUAUUUAUUAAAAAGGAAUAUUUCUCAACAGUGUGACUAUAUAUAAAUCCUCUGGAAACAAUAUGGGUUGAAUAAGGCUGUCACUAAAGAAGAUACAUACUUUGGCAUAAAAUUAGGUCAUUCUCAUUUGAAGAGGGCUUUUUUUAUUGGGGUUUUUGUUUCUGUUUUUGUUCUUUAUCUAGCUUUUGAGUUUUGUUAAAUAAAACCCUGUCAGAAUAACUAGACUGAGAUUGGCUUUUUAAACCUGUAAAGAAGUAAAUCGUAACAAUAAUUUGCAUUGUUUAAAGAGAUAAUUUGAGUACUAAUCACUUACGAGCAUAGAGAAGAUUAGGAGCCAAAAUCUGCUUCUGUUGGGCAAAAUCUAAUAAUUCUGAUAGAUCCACAGGCAAGAAAUAUUUUGGGUGGCACCUUUAUUGGACCAGCUGUAUAGUUGGGACAAAAUUAGGUAAGCUAUUGAAAGAUACCACCCAAAAAAUCCAUGCCUCUCACAUAUUCUUGGACCAUCACACAGUUACAACAUCACUCUCAGGCUAUCAUAACAUGGUGAAUCCAGAAUAAUUCCACUGACUGCCCAAAAAAACACCAGAUACACAAGAGCAGAAACAAGCUCUUAUUUUUGCCUUAGAUUUUAACCUAUUACCGCUGGUUUUAUUAGUACAGACAUUUUAAAUUUCCAUUAGAAGACAAAAACAAUUCUUUUCGUUGGCAGCACCUAGAAAGUAGGGACUGCCAAGAUGAAUUUACCACCAGUCCAAGGCCUAUGAACCCACAUAAAUCCUACAUAACAGUAGGAUGCCAUCCUCGUCUGUGGAUGCUAACUGGGAUUGAUGUGCUGGUCCUCUGAACAUGCUGGAAUUUCACCCUCAAAGAAUACGAUGAAAAUCAAACCCAACAGUAAAAAAAAUAUGUUGGUAUUGGCUAUCUGAAGCUUUUCAUUGUAUUUAGUUUAUGUUAAUAAUAUAUAAUCAUAUUGUGCCCCAGAUAAAAUGAUAAAGGACCUCCAAGACAAUGGAGGGGUUGAUCAAGAUGUGCAUAAUUGUCAGUGAGGGUUGUUUGUAUUGAUACUUACCCAACACCCAUUUAUUUGUGAUCAAAGAUGUUUUCAUUCUUCAAGUCCACUCAAAAUCUGCCCAUAUGUGCCCAGUACAGUUCUCUAUAUUAUAACAUUUUCAAAAGCUUAUCAACCUUUAGUCUACAGAAUAAAGAAAACCAGGGCUUGGUCUUCAGCUGAUGUAAAGCUAUGUGGAGUGGAGUAAAUGGAACAAUAACAAUAUUUACCAGCAGGGGAUCUAUUCCCUAAAAUGUAUUUUUAUAAAUCUAUGCCUAGCCAAAUAAUCAGCUGUUUCAUAAAAUAGAGGGCCCUGGCUUAAGGUUCAUUAAUCCAUUCUGGUAGUGGAAGGGGAUUUUAAAGCAGGUGGAACUGUAAAUGUGGCAUAAAUGAGGAUGGAGCUUAAUAUCGCUAAAUGAAAAAGAUCUCAAAGUGUUAAUUCAACAUACCCAACAUCUGAUUGGGAUACCUGCCUCGGAAUUAAAAAUAUUUUGUUUUGCUGAUGAUUAAAAGAUAAAAACUGUGCCUUGUGCAGUCUUAUAAGUAGUGUAUGAUGUAAAAUAUUAAGGUAAUGUAGCUUUGUACUAUAAUAAUUCCUUGUACUUAUUUGGGGAUCAUUUCUUUAAAGCUGGCAUUUCUAUUUUGGAAGGAAGAGAGGCAAAUACAGUACAUUAAAUAUAUUAAGAAAGGGGCACUUUGUUUUAGGAACUGGGCCCCUUUGAUGUGUUGUAAGUCUUUCUUUUCUUUCAUAGUUUUCUUGGUGGGAUGUUGCUAAUAUGUAACUAAGAAGCUCCAGCAAAUAUUUCCCCUUUAUGUGCAAUGGAUGAACAUUUUCACAGAUGGAAACAAUGCACAACUAAAAAUAUACCCAUGUUUUUUUCUCCCCAUUUUAGGAAAAACUAUAGAGGAAGCAGAAGUCCUUGGCAAGUUAACAUAUUAAUCUACUUUCUGAGCUGGAUGCUGGGGCACCUGUGCACUAGCACAAAGCUGUUCAAAAUCUGUCACAACCUUGAUAGGAAGAUUUUCAGAAGUGUUAACUUAUUUCCCAUGCUAAUCAUUUAUUAUAAUUGAUGGAGGUUUGACUGAGGUCACAUUACCCCUGAUGGUUGUAACAACCUCUUGAAGCUAUUGACAGUAAAGCAGAACUAAGACUGUUCUGUCUUCUGCUAAGAACCCGUUUGCUGCAAGGCUAGCUUAGAGUCCUUUGCAUUUUUUUCCUCUUCUAAGAUCAUGGUGCCACCUUCAGCCUCAGGUGACUGCAUAACCCAGCAUAUUUUUCAGGAACAGAAUAAUAUUACCAGUAUGAUAUAUGGUAUCUGGGAAUGGUAGUGGGAAAUGAACUGCAGGGGCAGGCUCCUCCACUGAGGAAAUGUAUUUGGAAACUUCUGAUAACAUCUGCAAAAUGGAACACUUCAGCAGUAAAGGCUUUGCCUCUUCAGGUGCAUUUUUAUGAGCAGCAGGGAUCAAAGUAACCUUUUUUAGGGUUGGGUGAUUUGACAUUAGCAUCAUAUGAGGAAAUCACAUCCAUGGAAGACAGGGAAAUCCACCUGACCUUUCCUCAAGAAACUCUUACUCCAGGACAUCAUCAAUUCUCUUCUUCAGUUUCAGGUUCCCUUCCAUGUCCCCAGAUUCUGGACUUACCAAAUUCCUUUGUAUUCUAUCCAGUGCUACAGUGUUAUGCUGUGCAUAUACACUCCACAGUUUAAUUUCUCAUUUAUUAAAAAAAAAUCAUGCCAUUUUGAUGUUUCUUCUUUUAAGUACUCUCCUGUUCCUUCUCCAGUUCCAGUCUAUGUCAAUGCCUAUCCAAAAUUUCCUGAAAACUGCUUUGCUUCCAACUUUCAGCCUAGAAAGAAAUUUUGUUGAAAAAGAGAGAAACAGAUGAGAGAUUCAUAUGCCAUUUUUACUAUUUAUUCAUUUAUGUACAGUGCAUAUAAUACCAAACUUCAAGUACAAAUUGAAUUAUUUAAUAAAAAUCUGUCAGCUUC
This is a messenger RNA of Alligator mississippiensis (American alligator), 4873 nucleotides long. It is a transcript of the gene NPY1R, whose product is annotated as neuropeptide Y receptor Y1. Gene Ontology annotation, molecular function: neuropeptide binding; neuropeptide Y receptor activity. The transcript has 3 exons. The record is from RefSeq and is a predicted model, not a curated record. Gene Ontology annotation, cellular component: plasma membrane; neuron projection. NCBI's taxonomy places the organism in Eukaryota, Metazoa, Chordata, Crocodylia, Alligatoridae. Bases 383 to 1540 code for a protein of 385 amino acids. Gene Ontology annotation, biological process: G protein-coupled receptor signaling pathway.